Suillus fuscotomentosus is the source of this 774-nucleotide messenger RNA. Its product is annotated as GTP-binding protein. NCBI's taxonomy places the organism in Eukaryota, Fungi, Basidiomycota, Agaricomycetes, Boletales, Suillaceae. The record is from RefSeq and is a predicted model, not a curated record. The transcript has 6 exons. Bases 1 to 774 code for a protein of 257 amino acids.
AUGGAUCCUUCAAAGAUAAGAGAGAAAAUCGGCCGCUUUCGAAUCCUCGUCGUAGGAAGAGCGAAUGCCGGAAAAACUACCAUACUACAGCGAGUUUGCAACACACGGGACGACCCAGAAAUCCACAACAGCUCCGGGGAAAAGAUUGAACUUGCAGUUAUAGAGGCAUCCAGAGAGCGUGGACUGCACGACAUCAAUAACGAAAUGGUGUUUCGAAGCAACCAGGGGUUCAUUUUUCACGAUUCUCGCGGGUUUGAGUCAGGCGGCGAAGCGGAAUUCAUCAAGGUCAAGGGAUUUAUCGCUGACCGUUCCAAGGAAAAGAAAAUAACAAAUAGACUUCAUACUAUAUGGUAUUGCAUCCCAAUGGACGAAGCACACAGGUCGUUCACUGCAGCUGAGCAGAAAUUCUUCUCUGAGUGCGACACAGGAACCAUUCCAGUGAUCGUAGUGUUCACGAAGUUCGACGCCCUCUACGAUGUAGCAUACACACAACUGAAAAAGGAAGGAAAAUCACGGAAAGACGCUCAAGAACUGGCCCCGAAACGCGCCGAAGAAACAUUCCCGGAUGGACCGCAAUUGAAGUUUCUCAAGGGCGUCAAAUGGCCUCCAAAAGGUCAUGUAUGCCUCCCUAAUAUGAACGAGGAUAAUGCAGAUUGUGGGGCGCUGAUCGAAUGCACGGCUGCAACUUUGAACAAUGAAAUGCUGGAGCAAUUAUUCGUCUCGACUCAGCAGACCAACUUGGAGAUCUGCAUGAGAUAUGCAAUUGAGAAGUAA